Pichia membranifaciens NRRL Y-2026 is the source of this 690-nucleotide messenger RNA. RefSeq lists its product as hypothetical. Lineage: Eukaryota; Fungi; Ascomycota; Pichiomycetes; Pichiales; Pichiaceae. Bases 1 to 690 code for a protein of 229 amino acids. The transcript has a single exon. The record is from RefSeq and is a predicted model, not a curated record.
AUGGACCCUUUCAACUCUCUUUACGCUUCUACGACUCCACUGAUAGACCAACUCUCAUCCACAUCACCACAGUCCCUUGAUUUUUUGACGUUACAGAAUGAAAUUGUUUCAUGUAUACAUGACCUCGAGGAAAGUGUUAAAGUUGUAGAGUCUAACAACGGAAACAUACUCGAUAAUCCCUUUGGAGAGAUAUCUCAAGAUGAGAUUGCCGAACGGAAGAUGCAAAUACAAGGCUUGCAUGAAAGCUUAAAUAAGAUACUAGCAGAGAAAAAUGUAUCAACGCUGAAAGGAGGUUAUGGAGCUAACCCGUUUGCAGACAACAUGAAAAUCCAUACUACAACGGAUUCCUACAGAAGUGAAGAUCAGGACCCGCCUCAAUUGGACAGUGCAACCCGUGAAUACCAUCAGCAAUUAUUGCAACAGCAGGACGAUUUGAUCUCAAACGAGUUGAGUCGCUCGAUCAAUAACCUACAUCAACAGGCUGUGACCAUCGGAGACGAACUUGACUAUCAGCAGGACCUGCUUGAUCAGGUGGAAAACAAUAUGGAGAGGUUGAACUUCAAGAUAGUCAAUACGGGAAUGAAGCGGAUAAAUAAAUUUUUGGCCACAAAUGAAAUGGGUGGUAAUUGCUGUAUUGCAGUUUUGAUUGUAGUUUUGAUCAUCAUUUUAGUGCUGCUAAUAAUAGCAUAA